CACCAACACAACUCCUCCAAUAUGUAUUACGGUGUAACGGGUUUAUGCACAGCACAGACUAACGAAUAUACCCGAACAGGAACUAUACGCCAACCGCAGUAAUAAAAUAGGGAUGGAGUUUGGAAUUUCCAUGAAACAUAUCAUUGAGUGAGACAAAUGGUAAAGUAUUGGCAGUUGCCGUAGUGGGUAGCUUAACUACUUUUACGCUGCUUAACUUCUGAAAGUUUUUCUUUUGGGUGAUUCCGACUCGGAGAGGAUUGGCAGGACAUAGUAACAUUCAGCGACUGGAAGGAUAAGGACCAACCCAGCUGUAAUUUACAAUCUCACUUUUAAAACAACUGAAGGAACUGUGACCGGGAUACUUACAAGGACAUUUGUGUCAAAUAAGUGCAGGGGCAUUUGGGACCCCUGCUUACAAAGGUGGUAGUGUUGCAGCAACGGAAGAAUCCAUGGAGGACUAUGGCAAUUACACCUACGAUUAUCUGGAGUAUGGAGACUUCGAAGAAGAAGAAGUCAGCGAUGGAUACUCCCAGAAGGAGGCUAUGCACAUCAUAUCCGUAGUCAUGUAUAGUAUUUCAUUUGUGCUCGGUGUCACUGGAAAUGGAAUAGUCAUAUGGGUGACGGCAUUUAAAAGCAAACGGACAGUGAACAGUAUAUGGUUGCUGAACAUGGCUAUAGCAGAUUUUGUGUUUGUGCUCUUUUUACCCUUCUCCAUCGACUACGUGCUUCGAGACUUCCACUGGUCCUUUGGGCUGGUCAUGUGUAAGCUAAACUCGUUUGUGUCUGUGAUGAACAUGUACGCCAGUGUGCUCUUUCUCAUGAUGCUCAGUCUAGACAGGUAUGUCUCAUUAGUCCACCUUAGCUGGUCUCAGAGGUGUCGCAGUGUGUGGCGAGCCUGGGUCGUAUGUGGCUGUGUGUGGGGGGUAUCUGCUCUACUGAGCCUCCCCACCUUGAUAUUCCGUGACACUAUGAGUUUACGUGACCGGGUGGUGUGCUUCAACAACUUCAAUGUCCAGGAUGGACAUACAGCUGCUGUGAGACACAUUACGUUGGUGGUCGUCCGUACCUCGGUGGGAUUCCUACUGCCCUUCAGUGCCAUCUGUGUGACUGGAAUUCUCCUGGUAAUCAAAGUCCACCAGUCUGACGAUUCUGUGUACCUGUCUAGCUUUUCUAAGACAGUUUCCGCUGUCAUUCUGGCCUUCUUUUUGUGCUGGGCACCGUUCCAUACCUUUAGUUUAAUGGAGCUUUCCAUGCACUCCUCACUGUACCUACAUGACGUUCUGAAGACCGGCUUUCCUCUUGCCACUAGCUUAGCCUUUUUCAACAGCUGCGUCAACCCCCUCCUCUACAUGCUGGUGGGCAAAAAGGUUCGCCGGCUCCUGAAGCGCUCGUGUCUGGACAUCACAAAGAGUUCUCUGCGGGAGCUCAGCCAGUCCAUCUCUGCAACUGAAUCAUUGUCUGCAGCAGACAUCGGUCCUCCAGAGGAGCCCACAGAAUCAUCAACUAAUCCCACAGUUACCUAUAGCAGAAACCAAAAUAAACUGCUAUUUGACCUUUAAAGAGCCAGCCUGAACAUUAUUUUAGUCCAGAUGUGACUUAUUUUAUAUUCUACUUCAGUGUAACAUUUCUGCUAGUUGUUUGAGUUGGAUACUUCCAAGCUGUAAUUACUUCCAGUGCCAACUUCUGUUGACUAUAAAUUGCCCUCAGAGGAAAACCUGAGUAAAGACUUGCGCUAAAAGUAUAACUUGCACAUGGGAAAACAGGCAACUUUAAUGAUUUGAAAAAAUUAUCUGAUCCUAAUUACCCCAAAGACAAACAGGAAAGGAGGCAGCCUCAGGAACAAGAGUUAUUAGAAGCAGAUCUACCAUUUUCAUAAACACUUUGUAUUUAGAUUUCGGUCUUCAAACAAAUCCAAGUUUAACCCUGAUGGGAAUUUAGGGCUUCUCUUUCAUAUUAUGUUGAAAAGUUUUCCAUUACAAGUUGAUUUGCUGUUGUAGUGUUUUCUGUUAUACACAAGAGACAAAUUCUAUUAGGCCGUUUUUUCUUCUUCUAAUUAUAUUAGGUGUAUAAAUUAAUCUCUAUGUUUACAUGACAUUUUCUAAUAGUGUUCACAUUGUCUUUCACUGUGUGGGAUUUUUGUGGGAAUUUGUAAUCUAUGAGGGAAAUUUGCAAUGCAAUUGAUUUGUUAAUUCUAAUAUACUUCAGUCAAAGGAAUAAACAAUGA
Coregonus clupeaformis (lake whitefish) is the source of this 2224-nucleotide messenger RNA. RefSeq names its product G-protein coupled receptor 1. NCBI's taxonomy places the organism in Eukaryota, Metazoa, Chordata, Actinopteri, Salmoniformes, Salmonidae. Gene Ontology annotation, biological process: positive regulation of cytosolic calcium ion concentration; chemotaxis; complement receptor mediated signaling pathway. Gene Ontology annotation, cellular component: plasma membrane. Bases 450 to 1559 code for a protein of 369 amino acids. Gene Ontology annotation, molecular function: complement receptor activity; G protein-coupled receptor activity. The record is from RefSeq and is a predicted model, not a curated record. The transcript is spliced from 3 exons.